Molecule: messenger RNA, 3742 nt
Organism: Octopus bimaculoides (California two-spot octopus)
Lineage: Eukaryota; Metazoa; Mollusca; Cephalopoda; Octopoda; Octopodidae
Biological process (GO): signal transduction
Cellular component (GO): plasma membrane
Molecular function (GO): signaling receptor activity
Source: RefSeq, a predicted model, not a curated record
UACAUACAUACAUACAUACAUGGGAAGAAACAGGGAGGCAGCGAAAGACAGGAAAAAAGAAAGAGAGAAAGGAGGUGAAUAAACAUUACGAUUAACUACCGUCAUUAUUUUUAUCACCAUCAGUAAAAGAAGAAACAGCGACGAUAUCAACACCACUAAGAAAGAGGGGAGCGAGUCUGUGAAGGAAAACAAUACCGAAGUCACUCGAUUGUCUGAAAAUAGCAGCUAAAUCUCCCUUAAAUCAUACAUUCUAACAUAUUCUAACACAGUCUUUGAUAGCUCUAAAAAAAAAAAGCGAUAAUUGUUUGAAUGUCCUUGAGUAUUGGUCGUUAGGAUUGACGUGGGUAAAACAUCAAAUCAGAAAAGUUAUACAACAAAACAAUAAGAGAAAGAAAAGACCAACAACCUGAAGAGGCUAAUGUUAAAACGAUGUCCUAGUGUACGCAGACAAUAUGACGGGCUGAUAUUACUUUACCCCUGUUGAAGUGUCAGUGUAAUAUGAUGAUUUUUUGUAUCGAGAAGUGCUCCAUUAAUAGGUUGGCACCGGGAUCUGAUGCUAAUCUCACCUCAUUCUCUGUUGUACACUUGACCAAGCAACAUCGCAGCAACAUAGCAUCAUAUUUGUAAAAGAAACUAUGAAGGAAGCUGCUGUAUUGUUACAUAUUGUUACAUUGAUGGCAAGUGUGAUACAUAUCAACACUAGCAGCUUCAUCGUCAACAACAGCGUCAACAAAAGAAAUAUGAUCAGUAACCUAAACUCCAAAUUUAUAACCUUUAACAAUACGGUGGAUUUGAUUAUUAAAGCGGCGACCUGCCAUCCGGUAUUGAAACCAUGUAGAAACGGUAGAAAGUGCCUUCGUGACAGUAACGAUAGAAUAUACAAAUGCCGUAUGGACAACAGUAACAACACUGACGACAACAACAACAACAAUGAGAUGAAUACGAGCGUCACCACCGUCAACUACAAUACUAGCGACAGCAAGAACAUUAACAACAGCAGUAGCAGCAGCAGCGAUGCUAUCGACGCUAGCAUCAUCAACCACAGCAACAUCAGCAUCACUAACAGCAACGAAAGCUACAGUGAUAACUUCAAUAGUGCCAUCAUCAACAGCAGCAACAGUGACAGCAACAGCAGCAGCAGUGACAGUAACUACAACAACAGAAACUUCAACCCCCAAAUUAUACCCUUUAACAAAGCAGUGGACUUGAUUAUAAAAGCGGCGACCUGCCAUCCGGUAUUGAAACCGUGUAGAAACGGUAGAAAGUGCCUUCGUGACAGUAACGAUAGAAUAUACAAAUGCCGUAUGGACAACAAUAACAACACUGACAACAACAACAACAACAACAACAACAACAACAACAACAACAACGGGACCUCUGAAUCUCCAGUUGUUUCACCCAAGACCUGUACCAUGAAUUCGACUCAUUGUGGAAGAGAUGAAACGUGUGUAAAAUACAACAGUAGUUUACAGUGCCGUAAGUUAAGUGGCGGAGAACAGUACAUUUGUGAUCUAUGUGCCAAUGGUUUAUGUGUGUUCGAGAAGGACGGAGAUAUAUCCUGUAGUUGCAAACCACAGUGGACAGGAGAUCUAUGCUCUGAGCCUUGCCACAGGAACUGUACAAUUGGCAAUUGUAUUUUGUUACGAUACGAAGAAUAUUGCGAGUGUCCAGGCAAUUUUACGCCUUCUUCGAACUGCACAGAACAAUACAACGACGGUCCUGAUGGAAACCAGAAGAAAUUAUUCCCAGUAGAUAUUAUUUUAGCUGCCAUAGCAGUUACUGUGAUUGUCUUAAUUUCACUCGUAUUGUACCUGAUGUGGAAGAGACGCUUUCGAUUCUUUAUGAAGUUUGCAUACUAUUUUCAGCCUUACGUAGAUAAAGAGGAGAAGUUAUACGACGUAUUUAUUUCGUAUAAAUCUUCAGAUACAGACGAAAAUUGGGUGAAAAAUAUUUUGUUUCCGAAAAUCGAAGAUGACAUGGGAUUGAAAGCAUGUAUUCACUUUCGGGACUUCAUCCCGGGUGAGACUAUUUCAAACAAUAUCAUAGAAAGCAUACAAAAUAGCAGAAGAACGCUUUUAGUGCUAACCAAUGAUUAUAUAGAGAGCGAGUGGACCCGGAUGGAGUACCAAGUAGCCCAACAGGAAAUGUUAAAACUUCGUCACAGAAUUAUUCCCGUUAUUCUGGGUAAUUUUAAGGAUUUAGACAUCAAAGACAAAAAUCUAAAAUUUAUUUUGGAAACAGUGACCUACCUACAAUGGCCACCAGACUCAGAGAGUAUUCAUCUUCAAAAUGCAUUCUGGAACAAUCUGAAGAAGACUUUACGAAAUAAAUACCAGUCGAAGCAAGUUUCUACAUAAUUUUAUAUUUAUACAUGUCUAUGAGAUAUUAUCUCUGUCGUGCCUUCUUCGGGCGUGGAGAUCAAGGGUUCUUCCAUUGUGACGACUGAUACUUCGUCUCAGAAUUGUACCCUGAAUUUUCUCCACAUUUCCAAGGAGGACGCUCGUGGCAGGCCUUCCAGAUUGCUCAUCGUCUUUCAGAAUCAUUCUUCCGUUUUUGAAGCCCCUGUUCUACUCGAAACAUUGCGUACGACCCAUUGCUUCGUCUUGAAGGAUGCUCAAUGUCUCUGUAGCAGACUUCCCAUCUUUUAAAAUCAAAAUUUCACGCUGGCUCUUUGUUCCAACUUUCUGUCCAUUACAAAAUCGGAAACUACGGCAUACACGUGAUGACAAUAACACAAAUUUCACAAAUUGCGAAGUAAACACAGCAGUGUCACUCGGCACACUGCUACGUGAAUGUCAGUGCUAGCCCUCACUGCCCACGCAACCGGAUGCUACCGUCUGUUGGCGCGUUACAGAACUAGUCCGGGAACUUUUUGAUGCCACCUUGUACGUACUUUGUUCCAAGACAUGGAUUUUAAGGAUUUCAAUGAUGUAACUACAGAUAAGUUUCCCUGAUUAUCAGCAGUAUUGUCACUAGAUAUCAUGCAAUGAAUGCUGGUUAUAUACAACACAUGUGUUGCUGAAUACCGGACAUUGAUGUAAGUUCAAGACAUUGGUCAUACUGAUGACAUAUUUCUUUUGUGGUGGAAGACGUAUUAUCUCUCAAGUUAAACAUUUCAUGAUUGGCGGUGAGAAACGUCAUUUGCAGAUAGUAUUUUUUGUUGUUAUCAUGUGUGGAUCAUACGGGAUUUUAAAUAUCUCAGUCUUAUGUUUCUUAUAUUCUCACGUGAUUUAUCAACAACUAUCCAAAAAUAAAGGGGAUUAUUGUCAAUAGUAACAUAGAUAUUAUCUCAUCCUGGGACAAAAUAUCUGUCUUUAUCGAGUAUAACAGCUACAACCAGAGAUUCUACCAUAUAGUUGUUGAGGCUAACUGCUACAGCCAAAGCUUUUAUUAGUGGAAGGAAGAUCCCUAAUUUUCUGUAAGUAUUCACGGAUGGACAUUGUACAGUGGUAUUUCAAAACCUAAAAUGUUUAUUUCGUUUGUAAUAAAGAGAAAUUUUUCAAUAUUAAGAGUUAUACCAUAUUUGACAUAUAAAGCAAACUAUUUGGUGGAAAAUACUUCUAAGUUAUUGGCUUAGUGGUUGGAAUCCAUCAACGUAUUUAGUUUUAACGUGUGCUUCGGAGACUGUUUCAUGAAAUCUAAAAUCUGUUACCAAAAACAAUGUAACCGUCAAGAACUGUGCAAUAUCGGUAUUUACCGCGCAGAAUUCUGACUUAAGUGUAAUGCCUAUCUUCCUUCUACA